AGAACACCGCAAUCUUCUCUUCUUUUCUUGCACAACGAUCUCUUCUUAUAAUCUCCCUUCAUAGAGAUUCUCUUCUUCUAAUCUCCUCCGAUUAUCCCUCUCGAUUCCCCCUUCUAGUUCUUCUUUAGCCUAAAGUUUAAGAGUAGAGAUCACUAGUCUUCUUCUGAUCUUCUUCAAUUUCCUUCUCUGAUUCACCGCCAAUUGAAACCAAAGUGAGAAUAGCACUGAUUUUGAGAGGCAUCGUAGCAUUUAAGGAAGGAUGAGCUGUGUUCAGGCUAAUCUAUGCAUUAAGUCUAAUGGACGAAUGAUAAAUCAAAUGAAUGUCAGACAUGUGUUACAAUUGCGCUGCCCUCCUUCCAAUCCAUUUAUUCUACCAAUCCGUGCCAAUCAUCUUGCUAGAACUUCAGUAAAACUUUCAGCUGCUGCAUCACCUUUUUAUCACUUUACACCUCUUUUAGGACAGGAUAAAGACAUCCGCAUGUCAAAGUUUCAUAAACGAUCUCAUGUUUGUGCGCUAGGUGGCAAUGAUAACCCUGCAAUUGAUAAUGAGUGAAGGAAAUCAGAGACUAAUGUGCUAAAAUGGAGGCAACAUGAUGAUAUGGAGAGGAUAAUAUGCUAAUGAAAAUUUUGGCUUGUAAAGUAUAAUUUUUGUGUACUUGGUCAGGAAUAUCAAAUUUGUUAUUCUAACAUUUUUUUUUUUUUAACUUUUAAUAAGGGAUCACCUUGGAAAGCUACUGAGAAAGCUCAAGGAAAUUUUGAGAAAGAAAGUCCAAUUUUGGAUGUCUUAAAGGAUCAAAUGCAGAAAAAGGAAUAUUAUGAUGGGGGCAAAGGCAGCAGUAAUCCACCACGCGGUAGAGGAGGUGGUGGUGGCGGCAGUGGCAAUGAUCAAGGACCAGAGGAUGAAAGCCUCUCUGGGGUUGUGGAUGAGACCAUGAAAGUGGUCUUAGCAACUAUUGGCAUUAUUGUCCUGUAUGCAUGCGUCAUCAAUGGUGAGGAAUAUUUACUACUAAUGAGAGAUUAUAUAACGUUUCUUUCUUGUGGAAACAAGAGUACGCGUUUGAUUCAAGUCAUGGACAAGUGGAGAAGGUUCUAUGAAAAGUUAACAGAGAAGAAGGUGUAUGAUAAAUAUUGGUUGGAGAAAGCUAUUAUCAGUGUACGUACAAUGUAUAUGAGGGUCCUCCGGUCAUCUUUAACGCCAAAUUCUGAUGACUCAUCUUAGUUUUGUUCAAAUUGCCCAAUUUUCUUCCAACACAGAAACAAGAGUUUACAGGCUGUUCGUUAAAAAAAUAUUGAUUAGAGGUUAGUUCCGUUGUUACAUUCCCCUGUUCUCUUUCAACACAGACUAGAGUUUGUGUUAAUUAUGAAACAACCUCUGAUGCCUUUGAAAUUGGUACAUUGCUUAAUCAUUGAUAAUGCUGGGUGGUUUAGGACCCAGUUGAAUGAUCGUG
Messenger RNA from Rubroshorea leprosula, 1448 nucleotides. The record is from the annotation of a GenBank genome assembly. Lineage: Eukaryota; Viridiplantae; Streptophyta; Magnoliopsida; Malvales; Dipterocarpaceae.